AUGUUUCGCUCCAGUAUGAACGCCGCCACCAGCUACAACUCUUCAAUGAGUCCUGCUGAAAUUAUGAACAAGGAAAUCCCUAUGUUGAGGUAUUCCUUGGUAGGCCAUACAGGAGUCAUAAAAAUUCAAAAGAGAAAAUCACCAAUAUAUUUCGCCAGACUCGCUUGUUGCUAUACUCCAAGCUCUCUAAGGAAAUCCAACAGUGCAUCAAACAAUGUCGCUUCUCUGAGAAACGGCUCUGUUAGUAAUGUGUCUUCCAGCCCAACCACUCCGAAUAGCAAAAACGGCCAAUAUAAACCUCUAAAUAGCCAACCGUCAGUUGACCCUGAAUAUGCUGUCGCUCGAUUAUUGGAGCUUUUAAAUACUGAUGACGAGGAAGUAGUAGUAUUGACUCUUGAAGCGAUAGUUAUCACCUUGAUAGAUAAAAAGAAGUACAUAGGAACAUUUAUCAAAGCUGGCCUUUUAUCAAGCAUUUCCAAAAGUAUUUCUUCUCAAGUAGAUUUAAUUCGAAUCUUUUCCUGUCAAACAAUAUCUCUAAUAGCGAAAUGCUAUAAAAAUAUCGAAGCGGUCACCAAGAAUUUUUUGAUUAGACCUUUAGUGGAAUUACUUCAAGAUGAAUCUAAUGAAGUGGUAUUACAGGCAAUUUUUGCCAUUUACAAUAUUGCUAACGGUAAUGAAACUCAAAAGCAAAUCUUGAUUAAAAUUGGGACAGUUUCUUCAAUAUUGAUUUUGCUAGCUUCCGGCAAUGAGUUGAUCCACAAAUUUUCCCUUGGAACUUUGGCUCACUUGGCUAGUGGAAAUGUCUUUCAAAAGCAAACUUUGAUUGAAUCUUCAGUUUUAAUAAGCAUAUCGAAGUUUCUUGGACCGGAUAACGACGAUGCAAUUAUUAUUGAAACUUUGAAAGUAUUGGUUAAUAUUGCAAAAGGAACAAACGAUCAGAAGCAAGAAAUAAUUGAUAACACUUACCUAAAGCAAGUGGUUCCCUUGUUUGAAUCUUCCAAUGAACUGCUAUUGAGAAAGACCAUUCAAUUAAUCCAACAUUUGGCGAAUGGUAGUGUGGCUCAAAAGCAAGUUUUAUUAGACAAUGAUGUUGUUCCCCAUAUUUUAACAUUCAUCACUUAUAAUGACAACAUCAUCCGGUUAUACGCUCUAGAAUGUGUUUCUAAUCUUUCAAAGGGAAAAAAAUCUCAAAAGAAAUUUUUGGCGGAAAAUAUGAUUUUACCAGUGAUUAACACCAUGAUAUUAUCAAGAGAUACGACUUUCCAAAAGCAGUCGUUACAAAUAAUUCAAAACUUUUCGGAAGAUAGCAGCUCACUUAAACAAAGUUUAAUUGAUUCUGGGAUUUUAAAAACCUUAAUUACUCUCAUAAACUCCAACAGUACAGGUAUCAAAAAUAGAGUGAUAAAAAUUUUUGAAAAUGUUUCUACUGGAAACAUGGGCCAAGUUCAAUACUUGGUUGAUGUGGGGUUAAUUUCUAAUAUUCCAACAAUUAUGAAGAAUUCUGGUAGUUCUAUCAAGAAACAUUGUCUAAUUAUUUUGAGUAAUAUUGUCAAUAAUAAUGACAUUUACGGCAAGCAAAUUGUUAUUGAUUGUGGGAUCAUGAGCUACUUGAAGAAAUAUUUAGUGACAUCCACUGAAUAUUAUAAACCAGAAGUCAUCAAUACUACUUUUCAAAUCUUGACUGGUGUUAGUGCUGGUGAUAAUAAUCAAAAACAAGUAAUUAUCGAUUUAGGUUUAGUGAACGUAUUUCUACCACUAUUAAAUAACGUUAAUGAAACUAUUACUACCAUGUCCUUAACAGUUAUAAAUAAUGUUGCCAAGGGAACUGAUUCUCAAAGACAACAUAUUGUUGACACUGGGAUUUUAACAUCACUACCUCCAUUAUUGUUCUCCUUGAAUGAGGUCAUCAAGAAUUUAACCAUUGAAAUCUUGGCGUCUAUUGCCAAAGGCGAUGAAUUUAAUAAACAGGCAAUUUUGGAUAUUGGGGCCAUUGAAUUGAUCAAGCCAAUAUUGUUAAAAUCAAAGGAGGACUUGGAAACCAAGAAGGCAAUUCUAUCAAUGAUUUAUAGAUUAACUGAAGGCACAGAGCACCAAAUUAAGGCAUUGGUAUAUUCAGGUAUUUUCAAGCUAUUAUACCCGCUAGUCAAACUACAAGAUAAAGAAAUCAUUAACAUAUUGGUUUGUUGUGUUGAGAAUGUUAUUUUCCAAUUUUGUUAUGUGAAAAACUUUGUGAGAAUUUCAUUACCCAUCAUUUUCGAAGGGAUCCGACUAUUGGAUGAUGAAAUAACUAUUCAUUGUCUAUCUGCAAUUUCCAAUAUGACAUUCAGCGUGGAAGGCCAAAAUGAGGUGCUUCAAUAUGGUUUGCUUCAGGUUGUGCAAUAUUUACUUGAUUCUACAAAUGAGCAAAUAAAGCACGAAAUAGGGAAAAUCUUUAUCAACAUUAGUGCUGGAGAUCAAUCUAAAAAGCAAGCAUUGAUUAAUCUCAAUUUACGCUCAAUUUUUGGUCCACUCCUUGCGGCAAUCGAUAUUAAUACUGUUUGUGAUACAGUUUGGGCAAUUGAAAAUUUGAGUAAAGGCCAUGAAAGACAAAAACAAAUUAUCGCGGAAUCUGGAAUUCUAGAGUUGAUCUUACCAUUUGUUUCAUCACCAAAUUACGACUUGAAAUCAAGAACUUUGUCCAUAUUUGCCAAUCUAUCUGAAGGUAACUCCAUAUUGAAGCAGUGUCUUAUUGACUGCAAUGUUGUGUCAGUUGUUAAACCUUUGGUGCUUAUGUUCAGCGACAAUCACCUAAAGAAGGAAAUCAUGAAAAUGGUUGCCAAUAUUUCUACUGGAUCAGAUGAACAAAAGAAUUAUUUGAUCAAGAUCGGAUACAUCGACAUUUUGGUUCCAUUAUUGGUAUUGGGUGAUGAAAAUAUCAAACAAUUGGCCACAUUGACAUUGAGCAAGUUAUCACCAAAGUUGGAUUGUUUACAAAAGCAAUAUUUAAUUGAUUCCGGAGUGCAAGAAUUAUUAGAGCCUUUAUCUAAGGACUCUAAGAGCUCGAGAACUAAACGUUUUUCACAGGACGCGAUGUCCCAUAUCUUGCCAAAGACCAAAGAAACUGUCAUCAUUAUUUGA
This is a messenger RNA of Saccharomycopsis crataegensis, 3117 nucleotides long. RefSeq lists its product as uncharacterized. The record is from RefSeq and is a predicted model, not a curated record. Gene Ontology annotation, molecular function: protein binding. The coding region runs from base 1 to 3117 and encodes 1038 amino acids. The transcript is spliced from 2 exons. Lineage: Eukaryota; Fungi; Ascomycota; Saccharomycetes; Ascoideales; Saccharomycopsidaceae.